Erythranthe guttata (spotted monkey flower) is the source of this 411-nucleotide messenger RNA. NCBI's taxonomy places the organism in Eukaryota, Viridiplantae, Streptophyta, Magnoliopsida, Lamiales, Phrymaceae. The record is from RefSeq and is a predicted model, not a curated record.
AUGAUAAUACUGCAAGGGGAAGCGGCUCUGUGCGAGACGAAGAGCUCUAUAUUCACCGGAGCUUGCUUCAGCGAUCGAAAUUGCGAAACGAUUUGCGAGAAGGAAGGGUUUCUCAACGGUAGAUGCAAAUUGUGGAAGUGCAUCUGCAGUAAGGACUGCGGUAUUGGCGGCGGCGGCGGCGUUGUUGUUCCCCCUGGCGGCGGCGGCGAUGUGCCUCCUGGCGGCGGCGACGAUGUUCCUCCUGGCGGCGGCGGUGAUGUGCCUCCUGGCGGCGGUGAUGUGCCUCCUGGCGGCGGUGAUGUGCCACCGGAGGGCGGCGAUGUGCCACCGGGUGAAGCUAAAGUGCCACCGAAGGGCGGGGAUGUGCCGCCGGCUAAAGUGCCACCGAAGCCGCCUGUGAUUAUUAAUUAA